Molecule: messenger RNA, 1141 nt
Organism: Cimex lectularius (bed bug)
Lineage: Eukaryota; Metazoa; Arthropoda; Insecta; Hemiptera; Cimicidae
Product: retinol dehydrogenase 12-like
Exons: 7
Coding region: 80-1096 (338 amino acids)
Source: RefSeq, a predicted model, not a curated record
UUCUCAUUCAUUCAAAAGUGGUGCAUAUUUCUGAAUGUUAACAUUUUUGUCAACACUUGACCAAUUAAAAUAGCAAAAAAUGGGUGUAUUAGUGAAAGCAUUCGUUAUAUUUUUCCGCUACACUUUGUUUAAUGUAUGGUUCUUGUUGGUUGUAAUUCCUUUUGUAUUGUUGAAAUUCUAUUUGAAAAAAUCAAUCAGGAAGCUUGAAGUCAAUAGUCGACUUGAUGGAAAAACUGUUAUAAUAACUGGAUCGAAUACAGGAAUUGGUUUUGAGGCUGCUAAAGAACUUUCUUACCGUGGUGCUAGGGUUAUCUUAGCCUGCAAGAAUGUUGGAAGUGCUCAUUUAGCUAAAGCCAAGAUAAUUAAAGAAACAAGAAAUGACGAUGUUGAGGUGAAAAGGAUAGACCUCAGUUCAAUGUGGAGCGUAAGGCAGUUUGCACAAGAAAUAACUGAAGGGGAGAAGAGGGUAGACAUGCUUAUUUUAAAUGCUGGCAUCGGUAUCAUAGAAAACAUAAAGACAGACGAUAAUCUCCAACUAUGCUGGCAAGUGAACCAAUUCUCAUCAGUUCUACUCAUCAAUUUGUUAUUAGGAAAAAUGAAAGAAAGUGGAUCAGGAAAAAUUAUAUUUGUCAAUUCGAGUUGUCAUCAUUUUGGUAAAGUCAAUUUCAGCAAAACAGAGUAUGAGACAUCAAACUGCCCGUGGAAAAUUCUCUGCAACACUCAUUUGGCUAAUAUUAUCACAGCAAACUAUCUCGCUCAUAAACUUAAAAAUACUGGAAUCACGGUAAACACUGUAAACCCAGGUUUUAUCAAUGCUCCACAUUGGAAGAGAUUAAAAAUCGAGUUUGUAAGGUUUAUUCUGAAAAAUAUCGAAAAAACUUACGGGAAGGAUCCUGUGGACGGAGCAGCGACCAUACUGACUGUAGCGCUUGAUCCAAAAUUACAGACAGUUACUGGGCAAUACUUCCGAAACUGUAGAGUGUCAAGGUGUAAACACAGACAAGCGGAUAAUUUAUUACUAGGAGAACAAAUGUGGAAGGUGAGCGAGGAGAUUUUAGAAUUGAAGGAGGAAGAGAAGUACUUUAAAAAUAAUUGAGACAACUGUUUGAUUUGAUUUUAUAGUAAAAAAUCACAAUGUCAA